This is a messenger RNA of Malania oleifera, 1539 nucleotides long. Its product is annotated as transcription factor HHO5-like. The transcript is spliced from 6 exons. Bases 200 to 1324 code for a protein of 374 amino acids. The record is from RefSeq and is a predicted model, not a curated record. Gene Ontology annotation, biological process: regulation of DNA-templated transcription. Gene Ontology annotation, molecular function: DNA-binding transcription factor activity; DNA binding. Lineage: Eukaryota; Viridiplantae; Streptophyta; Magnoliopsida; Santalales; Ximeniaceae.
CAAAGGUUCUAUUCCCAGUACCCGACCCGGGAACUCGCCAGGUCUCUCUCACCGAGUUACCGAGUCGCACCCAUCACGCGACAAGACUUGGACAGCCGGCUUCGAGUCCCCGAAUCUCCGCGUUCCUCUGAUUCUCCAUCUCCAGAACCAGAAGGCUGUGUAUAAAUUUAAUUUAUGUUCGUGGGUUUUAACUGGAUUAAUGAGAAGAGAAAGAAGGGGAGAGAGGGAGAGAGGAGUGAAAAUGGAAAUGGGUUCGAAGCCAGAGCUGAGGAUGGAUUUGGGCGCAGUGUAUGUUCCCAAUGACGUAUCGGGUUUUCUCAGAGAAGUUGCGAAGGUUGGAGAGAUCUCUGAGAAGCUGUCGAAGCUUGAAGAUUAUGUUCGCAGAUUGGAAGAUGAAUUGAGAAAGGUCGACGCCUUUAGACGCGAGCUUCCUCUCUGUAUGCUUCUCUUGAACGAUGCUAUUGUGAGAGUGAAGGAGGAAGCAAUGCAAUGUAGGGAAUCAGAGGAUCGAUCUGUAAUGGAAGAGUUCAUGCCAUUAAAGGCAAAUUCUGAUGAAGAUGAAGAUGGAGGGUUAAAAGUUGCAGAGGAUUGCAAAGACAAGAAACACUGGAUGAGCUCUGCUCAGCUCUGGAAUUCUAAGCACUCUAUAUUACAGCUGAAGCUCAAACAGGAAUGUGAAGAAGACAACGAGACCCCAUAUCAGCAGUGUGAUUACAGAAAUAAAGGAGGGGCAAUUGUGCCGUUUAGAGGGAACUCUGGUUUUCCGGCGACUGCAUUAACAGAUGGGCGCGAGCGGGAGGUUCCAGACCUUUCUCUGAUGACUCCGGGGAUUAAAACUCCAAUUUCUGAAGUGGGCUCUCUCAAUUUGAGUUCGAAUAGCUGUAGCAGAAGCGGUUUGAGUGGUUCGUCGUCGGCAACAGAGCAGACGAAAACACAGCAGCAAAAUACAUUCAGGAAACAUAGGCGGUGUUGGUCGCCGGAGCUACACCGGCGUUUCGUUGAUGCACUUCAACGACUUGGCGGCUGGCAAGCAGCCACUCCCAAACAGAUAAGAGAGCUAAUGCAGGUGGAUGGCCUCACUAACGAUGAAGUGAAAAGCCAUUUACAAAAGUACAGACUCCACGUACGAAGACUCCCUGCUUCAUCAACUGCUCCUGUAAAAGGGAAAGUCUCUCAGUCCGAUUCACCAGAAGGUCCCCUUCACUUAUAUGGGUCUGCUAAAGGGGUGUCUAUCACUGGAGAAGAAGAAGAAGAAGAAGAAGAGGAGAAAUCAAAAAGCCAUAGCUGGAAAGAUCGGCUGCACAAGCCAAAACUAAUACGAUGAUUGGAUCAGGCUUUCCCCGGAAAGAUGGAGAAAAUUAAAAGGGCAGGUGAUGGAAUUUUGCAUAAGUUUGCCUGGUUGGUUUUAGUUUAAAUCAAUGUGUUGUUUAUUCCUUCAAUUAUGAGAGGAGGUUGAUGCAUGUAUUAUUUGUUAAUGAUACGAGCAGGAUAACAUAAUUUAUAUUAUCUGUUUGCACUUUGCAGAUUAAAGGUUGACAA